ACAGUGAAUGACUUCACGGUGAUCCGUAAAAAGUUCAAGUGCCCCUACUGCAGCUUCUCUGCUAUGCACCAGUGCAUCCUAAAGAGGCACAUGCGCUCACACACUGGUGAGAGGCCCUACCCCUGUGAAAUCUGUGGCAAGAAGUUCACCAGGAGGGAGCACAUGAAGAGGCACACGCUGGUCCACAGCAAAGACAAGAAGUAUGUAUGUAAAGUUUGCAGCCGGGUCUUUAUGUCAGCAGCAAGUGUCGGAAUCAAACAUGGCUCCCGUCGUCAUGGCGUCUGCGCCGACUGCUCUGGCCGGGGCAUGGCUGCCCUGCUGGACCACAAUGGGGAGGUGGGUGGAGACAUUUCCCCUGAGGAGGAGCUGUAUCCCGGGGAUCGCUUCCACGACGACCAGGCGGAGUGCGAUGGUGACGGGGAGGGGGAGGAGGAGAUGCUGGUGGAAGGGGAUGGCGAGAUGAUGGGAGAAGGGGAGGAGGAGGCGGUGAAGUGGAAGGACUCAGGGAUGAGCGCCGAGGCACACGGAGCACUGGACAAUGAGAAGGAGGAGAGCGACUCCUCGGCACAGGAGGGCGAGCAGCAGAACGGGACUGAUCGGGACUUCACCUGGAUCUCCUAGAACCCGUCCGGCUCCUGUUCGUGGCCUCGUCAGACCAAUCUCCGAAGAUCUCCUGCGAUCUGCUGGGCAGACAUCACUGCUCUCUUUACCCAUUCGUCCCACCGUGGGCAGGCCUUCCUUUGAACGGAAAUGCUGUAGGGUGAUGCGCGACAAUGAUCUAAAACCAUUAUGAGUGGCACACUCACACACACACACACACACACACACACACACACACACACACACACACACACACACACUUAGGCUAUUCUCAACCUUGGCUGCCAUAGUAGAGGGAGAGUGGUGAAGAGAUGGCUCAAGGCUUUUUCUGCUUACCUCCUUUACUUCUGAUGCAGUGUUUAGUUUUUUGUGUGUGUUCCUUUCUUUCUUGAGGGUUCAGGCCAGAGUCCAGUAAGUUUUCUACUUCGUCACAGCAGGAAUCAAUGAGGACGCUGCCAAGGACAUGGCCGACGUUGGACUGUAACUUUGUAUGUUUGCCAUCACAAUCACCAUGGAAACCAAGGAUCACUGACAGUGUAGGGAUACAGCCAG
Messenger RNA from Paralichthys olivaceus (Japanese flounder), 1152 nucleotides. The record is from RefSeq and is a predicted model, not a curated record. Lineage: Eukaryota; Metazoa; Chordata; Actinopteri; Pleuronectiformes; Paralichthyidae.